Drosophila eugracilis is the source of this 2507-nucleotide messenger RNA. RefSeq names its product choline transporter-like 1 (gene Ctl1). The coding region runs from base 153 to 2228 and encodes 691 amino acids. Gene Ontology annotation, molecular function: transmembrane transporter activity. The record is from RefSeq and is a predicted model, not a curated record. The transcript is spliced from 9 exons. Lineage: Eukaryota; Metazoa; Arthropoda; Insecta; Diptera; Drosophilidae. Gene Ontology annotation, cellular component: membrane. Gene Ontology annotation, biological process: transmembrane transport.
UGAGCAAAGAGGACUAGGCGUUGUUGUUAUUUCUUCGGUUGUGAAUCAAAAUAAGACAAACAAGUGGCUCAACAUACUCGAAAAUAGAUAUAAGUUUAUAGUGAUAAGAGAAAUUAAGCCCGCUAAUUACCCAGUAGUCAGACAAGUGCAAAAUGGGCUGUGCGGAAAGCAAGGACGGUGAGGGGGAGGCGCAAAACAAUAGGCCUAAAUACCGGUCCUGUACGGACACCUGCUGGCUGGCGAUUUAUAUUAUUUUCUGGCUGUUUUUGAUCGUGAUAGCCAUCUUUUCGUUUGUCUACGGCAAUCCCUUGCGCAUCAUCAAUGGCUACGACUCAUUUGGCAACACAUGUGGCGUCAAGCACAAUGAAAAGUUCCAGGGCUUUCCGCUUUCGGGCAUGAACACCCUCGACAAACGAGAACUCUUCUACUUCGAUGUCAAAGAACUAAAAAGAUCCUUGAAAAUAUGUGUCAAAUCCUGUCCCGCCAAAACCAUGACCAAAGGAAGUGACUUGCUGGAUUACUAUACCCAAACCGGCACUCAAUUUUGCACAUAUGAUUACAAUAUGCAGCAACUUAGUUCUGUGGGAAACGAUGCCAAAACCUUUAAUUUCCUUGGUCCCUGCCCUAGUUUUCCCGUCCACGAAAGUGCUCCUGUCCUCCAUCGGUGUGUUCCGAAGGGCACAGGAGAAAAGGUGCAGAACUAUUACGACAUGCUCAACAACUGGGAUGUGGCUCAGCAGUUCGUUGGUGACAUUUACUCCACCUGGCACAUCAUUGCCAUGGUCUGUGGUCUGGCAUUGCUCAUAUCUAUCGCUUUGGUGACGAUGAUGCACUGGUUAUCUCGUAUCGUCUCAUGGAUCAUCUGUGUCCUGGUCAUAGUGGCCAGUGUUGCUCUUACCGUUGCUCUGUGGUAUGCCUACUAUAACAUUCGCUAUAAGUCUGGCGUGAAUACUCAGUAUACUCUGCUAGAAGAGUUUGUUCGCAAUCAGCAAGCGGUUUUAACCCUGGCUGUCUUGGCCACCAUUACUAUGGUUAUCCUUAUUGUUGUUAUAUACUUUUUGAAAAACAAAUUGGCCGGCUUGUCUGCUCUUUUUGAGGAAGCUGGGCAGUGUAUGAUGAAUCUACCAGGACUUUUAAUUGCACCGCUCUUGGCUUUCCUUGUGCUCAUAGCCUUCUUGAGUUUUUGGGUUGGAGUUGUCAUUUGUCUAGCUACCGCCAGCUCACCUGACCAGAGUCCCAUCGCUCCGUUUGAUAACUCCAAAGCUCAUCGCCAGCCGUUGCCAGCUAAUGCGUUAUUUGUUUCCAAUAACACCAGUGUCAAUGAUUUAAGAACGAAUUCCCGGGUAGAAUAUGCCGAUGCUGGUGCCCUUCGCAGCAUGUUCUGGAUCUAUGUGGUCGGUCUUAUUUGGACGGUGGAGUUUAUUUUCGCCUGCCAGCAGUUUGCACUGGCCGCAGCUGUGGCAUUUUGGUACUUCCAAAAGCCAACGACCACCCCUACAAUUUACGCCAUUGGAAAACUAAUCAAGUAUCAUUUGGGUACAGUGGCUAAAGGAUCCUUUGUAAUCACUAUCUUCAAGAUUCCUCGCUUAAUACUCACAUAUUUGUAUGCCAAACUGAAAAAAGGUGAAGACAAAGGAUCAGAGUGUGCCGCCUGUUGCUUGAAGUGCUGCAUUUGUGGCUUCUGGCUGCUGGAGAAGUUCAUUCGGUUCUUGAAUCACAAUGCCUACACUGUGGUGGCUAUUGAGUCAAUCAACUUCUGUCCCGCUGCAGGCAUUGCUUGGAAUGCCAUGGCCACGAAUGUUUUACAAGUGGCCACCAUUAACAGUGUUGGAGACUUCAUCCUCUUCCUGGGAAAGGUUGUGGUGGCCGCUCUAUCCGGCCUGAUCGGUAUCGUUUUGCUCAAGGACAUGCCUGGUCUAAACUUUUAUAUGGCUCCUGUCAUAAUCAUUAUAAUAUUCUCCUUCUUCAUCGCUCACAUUAUUCUCUCACUGUUUGAGAUGGUGGUAGAUACUUUAUUCCUCUGCGUCUGUGAGGAUAAGACCCUGAAUGGUCGCUCUGGUCGCUGGGCACAAAGCAAUUUAGCUAAGCUAGUGGGCGAGGAACCGCUGCAGCCUGGAGAGGAGCCGCCCAUCGAGGUGGUUCAAAUGAUGCCCAUCAACAAACAGCCAUUCAGUAUUACCAGACUUCCCCAGUCUGAUCCCGAGGUGGCUCCUAUGUCGCCAGAAUAACUCAAUGAAGCAACAGCUUGAUGCUAUACCUUGCGUAUUCCAGCCCCAGAAACCCCCCGAAACUCAACGCACAUCUCAUUAGGAUGUUAAUAUUUAUAAACAUACCAUAACUCCGUCGCGACGUACAAAGUAGAAAAGUGGGACUAAUAAUAACUGAUAAUCUUGUCUAUUGAUAUAUUCAAACUUAGGAUGCACAGUUUGUAAACGUAUUUAUAAAGUUUAAUCGUUUUUUAUCUAAAUGUAAAAUGGCGUGUUUAAACCUUUUUAACACGUUUAGUA